Marmota flaviventris (yellow-bellied marmot) is the source of this 2227-nucleotide messenger RNA. RefSeq names its product zinc finger containing ubiquitin peptidase 1 (gene Zup1). The record is from RefSeq and is a predicted model, not a curated record. Lineage: Eukaryota; Metazoa; Chordata; Mammalia; Rodentia; Sciuridae.
CCUUCCGUCCGGGGCAAUGAGGAAUUGUUUUCUUUUUUUUUCCUUGAAUGCAGUUUUGGGGCUAGGAUUUUGGGGUGUCGCUGAUUAUUUCUCGGCUGUGAGUGUUUGGUAUUUGAAGAUUUGGAGAGUCUGGCCGUAGUCUUUCAGGCCGGGAGAGGUAGUGGACUCCCCGCGCUCGCUCCUCUGCUGGCGGGACCGACGGCCGGACUGCAGCGCCGGACCCGAAGAGGAAGCCGAGUGGAGCGCAGUGUGGCACUUGCUGGACCCCGGGUCGCUACUGUCAUACCAUGCUUUCCUGUGACAUUUGUGGUGAAACAGUAACCUCAGAACCGGAUAUGAAGGCUCACCUGCUAGUUGUUCACAUGGAAAAUGAAGUUAUAUGUCCUUUUUGCAAAUUGUCAGGUGUAAAUUAUGAUGAAAUGUGUUUUCAUAUUGAAACUGCUCAUUUUGAGCAGAAUACACUAGAGGAAAGAAACUUUGAGAGGAUAGAUACAAUGCAGAAUGGAACUUCAAAUAACAAGGACAACAGUCUACAGAGUACAGUGGGAGUUAAUUCAAGUAUUCAUUCAGCUUGUGCAUCUAAUCAUCCAAAAGGUUCAGCUCAAAGCUUGCCUGAGGAUGAUACUUUAAAACGUAAAGAAGUUUAUUCAGAGAACUUAAGUGAAUCUAGAAAAUUCCAGAAAAGUAGGGGAAAACAGUCUGGCUUAUCUGAAAUAAAAGAACCAAUUUAUGAAACAAUGUAUAGUCCUCCUGAAUGUCCAUUUUGUGGAAAAAUAGAGGAAUGUGGUCAAGAUAUGGAAACUCAUGUGAAAACAAAGCAUGCCAGUCUUUUAGACACUCCAUUAGAAGACUGUGUUCAGCCAUUCUAUGACUGCCCUAUGUGUGGGCUCAUUUGUACAAAUUACGAUAUUCUCCAGGAACACGUUGACCUGCAUUUAGAAGAAAGCAGCAUUCGACAAGGCAUGGAUAGAGUCCAGUGUUCUGGUGAUCUAGAAUUGGCUCACCAACUUCAACAAGAAGAAGACAGUAAGAGGAGAUCUGAAGAAUCAAGACAAGAAAUGGAAGAAUUUCAGAAACUGCAGCGACAAUACGGUUUAGAUAAUUCUGGAGGAUACAAACAACAGCAAUUACGAAACAUGGAGAUUGAAGUAAAUAAGGGUAGGAUGCUUCCAUCUGAAUUUCACAGAAGAAGAGCUGAAAUGAUGGAAUCGCUAGCUCUUGGUACUGAUGAUGGAAAAACAAAAACUUCUGGAAUUAUUGAAGCCCUUCAUAGAUAUUAUCAGAAUGCUGCCACAGAUGUGAGGCAUGUGUGGCUUUCUUCGGCAGUGGAUCACUUUCAUUCAUCUUUAGGAGACAAAGGUUGGGGUUGUGGUUACAGAAAUUUCCAAAUGCUACUUUCAUCAUUAUUACAAAAUGAUGCCUAUGAUGAAUGCUUGAAAGGUAUGUCAGUUCCUUGCAUUCCAAAAAUUCAGUCUAUGAUUGAAGAUGCAUGGAAGGAAGGUUUUGAUCCUCAUGGGGCCUCUCAACUUAAUAACAAGUUACAGGGAACAAAGGCCUGGAUUGGAGCAUGUGAAGUAUAUACACUCCUGACCUCCCUGAGGGUAAAGUGCCGUAUUAUUGAUUUUCACAAGUCAACUGGUCCUUCAGGUACACACCCUCAUUUAUUUGAAUGGAUCCUGAACUAUUAUUCUUCAGAGAGGGAAGGGAAUUCCAAGGUAGUAUGGACAUCUAAACCUCCUAUCUAUCUCCAGCAUCAAGGUCAUAGUCGGACAAUUGUUGGAAUUGAAGAGAGAAAAAACAGAACAUUAUGUUUAUUGAUAUUUGAUCCUGGAUGUCCUUCUCGAGAAAUGCAGAAACUAUUACAGCAAGACAUAGAGGCUAGCAGUCUCAAGCAACUUCGGAAAUUUGUGGGAAAUUUAAAGCAUAAGCAAUACCAGAUAGUGGCAGUAGAGGGUACUCUUUCUUCAGAGGAGAAAGUUGCCAGGAAACAAGCUUCUCAAGUCUUCACAGCAGAGAAGAUUCCUUGAAGAAUUGAGUAUUUUAAUGAUUGUGGAAUUAUACUUCAUUUUCCUAAUUCAGAUAUUGAACUCCUUAAUAAAAUUUAAGAAUCUGAAUUCUCUAAGUACUCAACAUAUAAUUUAAUUUCUAAAAUGCCUUUAUUAAAUUAUACCUGUAGUACUUUCUUAUUUAGUAAUUAUUUCAAUAAAAUGUCUCGUUUGCAUUAUGA